This is a messenger RNA of Entrophospora sp. SA101, 787 nucleotides long. The record is from the annotation of a GenBank genome assembly. NCBI's taxonomy places the organism in Eukaryota, Fungi, Glomeromycota, Glomeromycetes, Entrophosporales, Entrophosporaceae.
AUAACGAUAAUAUAAAUUCUGAUGAUCCAGAUCUGGUGCCCGAGAUAUCUGCUGGUGUAGUUACUAAUGAAGAAAACAUCAAUAUAAAUAAUGAAAGAGAAAUUGGAAGGGGAAGGGGAAACACUAAACGUCAUCAUAAAAUUCUUCGUGAUAGUAUACAGGGUAUAACUAAACCUGCAAUUAAGAGAUUAGCUAGACGUGGAGGUGUUAAGCGUAUUUUCGGUCUCGUAUACGAAGAAACUCGAAGUGUAUUAAAAGUUUUUCUUGAAGAUGUGAUUAAAGAUGCUAUUACUUAUACAGAGAAACCAGAACCAGGUUUUAGAGAAAUAAGAAUUAACGUUGAACUAAAACAACAAGAAAACAAUAUUUUCAGUUUCCCUGAUUUAUGUAAAGAAGCCGGUAUAGAUCUUACAGGACCAAAACAAAAAUAUUAUCAUUCUGGCUCUGAAACCGACGAUAACUCUGCAGAUUCAACGUUAAUUCUUAUUUCUCUAAAACCUGAAGCCGGUAUAGAUCUUACAGGACCAAAACAAAAAUAUUAUCAUUCUGGCUCUGAAACCGACGAUAACUCUGCAGAUGAUGAUUUUUUUAAAAGGAUACUUGAGAAUUCUGAAAAAUAUGCAGAUGAGGAAGAAGAAGAACAGAACAGGCAAGAAAAAUAUGACGUUUCUGAUCCAUUCAUCGAUGAUAGUGGCAUGGCUUCAUUUAGAUCAGAUAAUAAUAAUAAAUCUCGUCCUAAAAUCGAGGGCUUCUACGUAUGGAGGGGUCCGUUAGAAUUAGAAAAUAA